Molecule: messenger RNA, 1124 nt
Organism: Arachis stenosperma
Lineage: Eukaryota; Viridiplantae; Streptophyta; Magnoliopsida; Fabales; Fabaceae
Exons: 3
Coding region: 27-1001 (324 amino acids)
Source: RefSeq, a predicted model, not a curated record
AGACAAAGAAGAAGAAGAAGAAAACAAUGGGAGGAGUUAGAAUGCACACGAAAUCCGACUCCGACGUAAGCAUCGACCAAUCAACAUCGUCGCCACCGCGAUCUCCACGCCGCCCACUCUACUACGUCCAAAGCCCAUCCAACCAUGACGUCAUCGAGAAGAUGUCGUACGGCUCCUCCCCCGCCGCAUCACCCCAGCACCACCACCACUACUAUGUCUGCUCUCCCGUCCACCAUUCCCGCGAGUCCUCCACCUCUCGGUUCUCCGCCUCCCUCAAGAACCCUAGCCGCCACCCUCACCACCACCACCACACCUCCUCCUCCUUCGCACCCUGGAAGAAGCUCAGCCGCCACGAUUCCGAAGCUGCCGGUGACGAGGACGACGACGACGACGACGCAUAUGAUGACUCCGGCCGUAACAUCCGCCUCUACUUCUGCUUCUUCCUUCUCUUCGUGGUCCUGUUCUCCGCGUUCUCUCUGAUCCUUUGGGGUGCCAGCAAGAGUUACAAGCCUCGCGUCACCGUUACGAACAUGGUGUUCUGGAAUCUGAAUGUACAAUCUGGGAACGACGGAACGGGGGUGCCAACGGAUAUGCUGUCAUUGAACUCAACGGUGAGGAUCUCAUACAGAAACCCUGCCACCUUUUUCGGCGUCCACGUCACCUCCACCCCUCUUCAGCUCAACUAUUAUCAACUCAAACUAGCCUCCGGCCAGAUGCAGAAGUUCUAUCAGCACAGGAAGAGUCAGAGGAAGCAAGUGGUAGUGGUGUUAGGCCACCAGAUUCCACUCUACGGCGGGGUGUCGGUUCUCGGUGACACGAAACAGCACAUGGAGAGUGUUGCAUUGCCAUUAAACCUCACAUUUGUGGUGAGAUCAAGGGCUUAUAUCCUCGGAAGAUUGGUCAAGUCCAAAUUCUACACAAGAAUCCGAUGUCCGGUCACCUUGCAUGGCAACAAACUUGGAAAACCUCUUCACUUGAUCAAUUCAUGUCUCUACGAUUGAUUUAAUUCUCUUCUCCUUGGGCGUCUCUCUCGCAUGUAAAGAUAUCGAUCUUUAUUUUUUUUUGUUACCCAUUGACUCUGUUACUAGAACUUGUCGUGCCAAUUUUAGUGUAAAUCGUGUGUU